Molecule: messenger RNA, 2304 nt
Organism: Westerdykella ornata
Lineage: Eukaryota; Fungi; Ascomycota; Dothideomycetes; Pleosporales; Sporormiaceae
Product: P-loop containing nucleoside triphosphate hydrolase protein
Exons: 3
Coding region: 143-2053 (636 amino acids)
Biological process (GO): SRP-dependent cotranslational protein targeting to membrane
Cellular component (GO): endoplasmic reticulum membrane; signal recognition particle receptor complex
Molecular function (GO): signal recognition particle binding; ATP hydrolysis activity; GTP binding
Source: RefSeq, a predicted model, not a curated record
CGGUGAAAUCUGUCAAGAAGGUGGGCAGAGAGGCGCCGAGCACAAGCCCACCACAACCUCAACUUCGAGAACACCACGUCGUCAUACGCCGCAACUCGAACCACAACCGAACCCCUCAACCGCAUUCCAGCGGCGCGCGAGCAUGUUGGAUACCUUCGAGAUAUUAACGACCUCAGGGGUCGUCCUGUGGUCGCGCUCAUAUGCGCCCGUCAGCUCGAAUAUCAUCAACAGCCUCAUCCGCGAUGUCUUCAUUGAGGAGCGCAUACAGCCACAGUCUGGAGACGCGGGCCAGAAGCCUACAUACCGGAAAGAAACAUACACCUUGAAGUGGACGACUGCAAAGGAUCUGGGAUUAAUCUUCGUGGCCGUAUACCAAUCGCUGGUACACCUAACCUGGAUAGACAAGCUCCUCGACAACGUGCGCGCAUUAUUCGUCGGCCUCUACGGAGAGCAGCUCAAGAAGGAGCACACCAGUAAACUCGACUGUUCAAACUUCGCCCCCUACUUUGAGCGCCAGAUCCAGGACUUGGAGGGGUCGAGCGACUCGGCCACCUCGAACGUGAAACUCACCCCUCCCUCGAGCACCGACAACGACAGCGCAGACGAAAAGUCGCUGAAGCCUCCCGCGCUACGGAAACAGCAGCAUCAACUCUACGAUACAUCGGCGGAUUCGACACCCGUGCCCACCCCGGAAACCUCGAGGCCUACUACCCCGGCGCAGCAUCAUCUGAUAACAGGAAAGGGAAGACCCGGCGCAAAGUUGUCCCGCAGAGAUAGGAAGAAGGCUUCUGCGGCCUCAACACAACCGUCAUCGGGAGACGAGACGAGCGCAAAGCGGAAAGCCAAGGGUUCGGCCAAGAAGAACAGAGUAUGGGGAGAGUUUGGCGCAGAGGAGGAGGACUCGUCUGUGGUCCUGGACUAUUCGCAGUCAGACAUUCGCGAUGAAGGGUCUGCGACGGAGGCUCUCGAGGAGAUCAAGCAAGAGACUUGGGGCCGGAAGACGGGCAAGGGCGAGUUCGUGCUAAAGGAUAUUGAUGAGGAGAUGGACCAGAUAAUAGCAGCCGAGAACGCGAAGAAGCAGAGUUCAACUGCGUCAGGGGGGAUUGUAGGGUCGAGUCUAGGCGCUAUCGGGGGCCUGUUCAGAAAUGUGGUUGGCGGAAAGACCUUGACAAAGGAGGACCUCGCGAAGCCAUUGAAGGGCAUGGAAGACCAUCUAUUGAAGAAGAAUGUUGCACGAGAAGCUGUGGUCAGGUUAUGCGAGAGUGUGGAACGGGAUCUUGUCGGUCUGAAGACCAACAGCUUCACCACAAUCGAUUCUACACUCCGUACUUCGAUGGAGAAAGCCCUCACUAAGAUCCUUACCCCGACAUCCUCUCUCGACCUCCUUCGCGAAAUACAGACUGUGAAUGCCACCGGACGACCGUACGUUAUCUCCAUUGUUGGCGUAAACGGCGUUGGCAAAUCCACGAACUUGAGCAAGAUCGCCUUCUUCCUGCUGCAGAACCAUCAUCGUGUUCUGGUCGCUGCAGCCGAUACCUUCCGAUCCGGUGCGGUUGAACAGCUGGGCGUGCAUGUGAGAAACCUGAAAGAGUUGAGCAAGAGAGAAGGUGGCGAAGUCGAUCUGUUCGAGAAGGGCUACGGCAAAGAUGCUGCAAACAUCGCGGCAGACGCCGUCGCUCAUGCAUCGAAGAAUGGAUUCAAUGUUGUCCUCAUCGACACGGCCGGCCGCAGGCACAACGAUCAGCGGUUGAUGUCCUCGCUUACGAAGUUCGGCAAACUCGCAAAGCCGGAUAAGAUUCUGAUGGUCGCCGAAGCCCUCGUGGGCACAGAUUCCGUAGCCCAGGCGCGCAACUUCAACGCCUCGUUCGGACCGGGUAGAGGACUUGAUGGCUUCGUCAUUUCCAAGUGCGAUACCGUCGGAGAUAUGAUUGGUACGAUUGUGAGCAUGGUGCAUGCUACUGGCGUUCCUGUGGUGUUCUUGGGCGUGGGUCAGCACUACGCGGAUCUGAGGGGUCUCAAUGUGAGCAGCGUAUGUCGAUUGCUGAUGAGCUGAUCUGUACGAAAAUGUACGCUGGAUCGAAUGAAGGCAAUGUGAUGGGCUUCGUGCUAUGAUAUUUUUGGCUGCGCGUCACCUUGCUUUUGUGGGUUUGUGGAGGGAACUUGUAUGGUAUACAUUCUUACUGUACAGGGAUAUAAUGAAUCAGCAUGAUGUUGGCUUCAAGGCUGCCAUUGCGCCUUCAUACAUGGUAUCCUCUCUGAUAGUGCGCAGUCCACAUCUUCGACCGCGCCGUUUCCAUCAACCAU